Exophiala bonariae is the source of this 1407-nucleotide messenger RNA. RefSeq lists its product as uncharacterized. The transcript has a single exon. Gene Ontology annotation, molecular function: guanine deaminase activity; zinc ion binding. Lineage: Eukaryota; Fungi; Ascomycota; Eurotiomycetes; Chaetothyriales; Herpotrichiellaceae. Gene Ontology annotation, biological process: guanine catabolic process. The record is from RefSeq and is a predicted model, not a curated record. Bases 1 to 1407 code for a protein of 468 amino acids. Gene Ontology annotation, cellular component: cytosol.
AUGUCGCCAGCAGCAAUUGAGGUCAACGGUUCGCCAGUACCUGAACUUAAGCGACAGCUAGCAUUUUACGGAACCCUAAUUCAUUGCCUUUCUUCAGCGAAAGUCGAGAUCAUCGAUCGCGGGCUACUACUGGUAGACACCCACGGAAAAAUCGCCAAUUUGCACAAAGACGUCUCAAAGGAUCGGAUCGAUGCCCUUAUCUCUGCAGAAGGAUGGGAACUCAACUUCGUGGCCGUCACUAUCCUCAAAAGGGGUUCAUUCAUCGUCCCAGGAUUCAUCGACACCCACAAUCAUGCUCCUCAAUGGACUCAACGAGGAACAGGACGAGGCCACAUCAUCAUGGAUUGGCUGAAUAAGACGACGUUUCCGCAUGAAGCCAGAUUCUCGGAUACAAUCUAUGCAGAGAAGACUUAUGCCGCUUGUGUUGACGGCUUCAUUAAGCAAGGAGUCACUACGGCAUGCUACUACGGGUCCUUGCAUGGCGAGGCGACCAAAAUUCUCGCGCAAAAGUGUUUGCAGAAGGGCCAAAGAGCAUACGUGGGAAAAUGUAACAUGAACCGGAACGCUCCGGAUUAUUACAGAGAUGCCAGCGCUGAGGAAUCUCUGGCCGUGACAGAGGACUUUAUUGCUUUCGCCGCAAAGCUCGAUCCUCACAGGGAGCUCAUCACACCAAUUCUCACGCCCAGAUUCGCCGUGGCAUGUGAUGCCGAUGUGCUCUCUGGGCUGGGGAAGAUUGCAGCCAAAGAUCCGACCCUGCCAAUCCAAACACAUUUCAACGAGACACCGCAGGAAAUGGAGAUCACAAAAUUGCUGUUUCCGGAGUUUGGCAACGAGUCAGACCUCUAUGAGCACUUUGGUCUGCUUAACAGUCGGUCUGUUCUUGCCCAUUGCAUCUACAUGGAUGAGUACGACAUGUCACGCCUCGAGCAUUUGCAAUGUGGCAUCUCUCACUGUCCUGUGUCCAAUAUCACCAGCGGUAGCUUCGGCGUUGCGCCCAUUCGAGAAUAUCUAAGAAGAGACAUGAAAGUUGGGCUAGGAACAGAUAGUGGUGGCGGAUACUCCUCGUCCAUCAUCGAUGCUAUGAGGCAGGCCUUUGUUGUCUCGAACGCGCGAAAAUUAAUGCCAGACUACGACGCGGCCAAGGAUAAACCACUAUCAUAUUUCGAGACAUUCUAUCUUGCCACCUUGGGAGGUGCGCGUGUCUGCAAUCUUGAGGACAAGAUUGGAAAUUUCAUUGUGGGAAAGGACUUUGAUGCCUUAGAGAUACAUACUAUUGGGGAUGAUGCUGGGAUCAUCACCUUGGUCGAGGAUAUCGACACAACCGCCGACAUGUUGGAGAAGUUUAUCAUGAGUGGAGACGACAGAAACAUUGCUCGAGUUUUCGUAAAGGGACGCUCGAUCAAGUGA